Molecule: messenger RNA, 3198 nt
Organism: Triplophysa rosa
Lineage: Eukaryota; Metazoa; Chordata; Actinopteri; Cypriniformes; Nemacheilidae
Product: mucin-2-like
Exons: 11
Coding region: 1477-3015 (512 amino acids)
Cellular component (GO): extracellular matrix
Molecular function (GO): protein binding
Source: RefSeq, a predicted model, not a curated record
AGCACCACUGUCCCACCAUCCACAGAGACAAGCAGAGCUGCAACAACCUCUACAUCAGUGACCACUACUCAAACAACUGGAGAGCCAAGAACAACAGAGACUGUAACAGAAAAUGAAACAACCACAUCUCAGACACCUGUGUCCACCACCACUAGACCACCAAAGGUGGUGACAACUGAACUAACAAGCCAACCAACAACCACAGCUACAACAACUGCUGAAGAAAUCACAUCAACAUCAUCUGAAUUGUCAACAUCUUCUGUUCCAGCAACACAGACCUCAUUACCAGUUGUAAUAUCCACACAACCAACAACAGUAACCGAGACAACAUCUGUGCCAUUGAGUACAGUUGUGUCAUCAACUAAACCUGAAUCCUCCACUGAAGCUGAGAUUACCACUGAGGGAGUCUCUUCAACAACAAAACCAAUCAAAGCUGAAACAACUCUUGCAACAACCACACCAAGCAUCCCAACCACUACUCUGCUUGUGAAAGAAAGCACCACUGCCCCAUCAUCCACAGAGACAAGCAGAGCUGCAACAACCUCUACAUCAGUGACCACUACUCAAACAACUGGAGAACCAAGAACAACAGAGACUGUAACAGAAAAUGAAACAACCACAUCUCAGACACCUGUGUCCACCACCACUAGACCACCAAAGGUGGUGACAACUGAACUAACAAGCCAACCAACAACCACAGCUACAACAACUGCUGAAGAAAUCACAUCAACAUCAUCUGAAUUGUCAACAUCUUCUGUUCCAGCAACACAGACCUCAUUACCAGUUGUAACAUCCACACAACCAACAACAGUAACAGAGACAACAGCUGUGCCAGUCACUACAGUUGUGUCAACAACAACAAGAGCUGAAUCCUCCACUGAAGCUGAGAUCACCACUGAGGGGGUAUCUUCAACAACAAAACCAAUCAAAGCUGAAACAACUCUUGCAACAACCACACCAAGCAUCCCAACCACUACACUGCUUGUGAAAGAAAGCACCACUGUCCCAUCAUCCACAGAGACAAGCAGAGCUGCAACAACCUCUACAUCAGUGACCACUACUCAAACCACUGGAGAACCAAGAACAACAGAGACUGUAACAGAAAAUGAAACAACCACAUCUCAGACACCUGUGUCCACCACCACAAGACCACCAAAGGUGGUGACAACUGAACUAACAAGUCAACCAACAACAACAGCUACAACAACUGCUGAAGAAAUCACAUCAACAUCAUCUGAAUUGUCAACAUCUGUUCCAUCAACACAGACCUCAUUACCAGUUGUAACAUCCACACAACCAAUAACAGUUACAGAGACAACGGCUGUGCCAGUGACUACAGUUGUGUCAACAACUACAAGAGCUGAAUCCUCCACUGAAGCUGAGAUCACCACUGAGGGGGUAUCUUCAACAACAAAACCAAUCAAAGCUGAAACAACUCUUGCAACCAGCACACCAAGCAUACCAUCCACUACUGUUAUGGUUGAGGAAAGUACGACUGUAGUUUACAACACCACAACACUUCACAGAACAUCCAUCACACCUGUCUCCGAAACAGCCUUCACAAGUACCACUCCAAAAGUUUUCAUCUCCCCCACAACUAUGGGGACAUCAAUUGCACCCAUUACACAAACAUUACCAUCUUUCACUGGAAAAGUUCCAGUGUCUACAUCUUCUGUUAUUUCAUCAACUUCAAGUGUUUGCUGCUUUGUAAAUGGCACAGAUUUUCAGUCAGGUCAUAUAAUAUAUAAUGUAACUGAUGGCUUGGGUUGGUGCUUUACGGCAUACUGUAAUGCGACAUGUCAUAUUGUGAAGAUUUCAACAUCUUGCGGCACUCCUUCACCCUCUACACACUUUACAACCACCCCUUCUUCUUCUUCAACAACAAACAAGAACCCAACACAGCCUGUCACACUGAUAUCUACUAAUCCAACUAUGGAAACAUCAACUACAACUUUUGGGCCUAGUUGUUCUGCUCUUGACCCACCGAGACAGGCCAAUGACACUUGGCAGAAUGGAUGUGAAAUCUGUAAGUGCGAGAGUGAGACACUGACUGUCCGUUGCCAGCCUGUGACCUGUCCUUCUUUACCACCUGUUACUUGUGAUGAGCCUGGACAAGCGCUUGUCAAUACGACGGUCGACUGCUGUGAGACCUAUGAAUGCAAUUGCAAUAAGAGCCUGUGCCCUAUGGCCACGUUCCUCUGCCCACCAGGCUUUAUGCCAUCCUACAAUGUUAAUGCAGAAAGCUGCUGUCCACAGUAUUACUGCGCACCAAUGGAAGUCUGUGUCUAUAAUACCACGGUGUAUCAGCCCGGCUCACCUAUGCCAAGUGAUGACCCUUGUACGCUUUGUUACUGUGGUCGGAAUGUCGACCCUGAAACACAACUGCUUGUUCCAGAGUGUGUGAUGGCUGACUGCAACAUGGUCUGUCCAGAGGGUCAUGAGUACCAAAUGACUCCUGGUCAAUGCUGCGGAGUGUGUGUUAGCACCGAUUGUGUGGUUUCGCUUGAUAACAUCACACACACCAUCCCAGUUAACCAGACAUGGCAAUCAGUUGAUGACAAAUGUGUGAAAUACACAUGUGAACGAGUCAAUGGACAGUCAAUGACAGUUGAGAGUAAGACCACCUGUCCUGCCUUCAAUGCUGAAGACUGUGUCCCUGGAACAGAGACAUUGGAUGCAGAUGGCUGCUGUCAAACUUGUACACUGGAGAGUAAAUGUAAUGUCCAGAAGAUCAGCACGAUCCUGGUUAGCAAUGGCUGUGCAAGCAGCCAGCCUGUGGAAAUAACUUCCUGUACAGGCUUGUGCGCCACUUCCUCCUUAUACUCUGCAGAGGCAAACGCUCUCGUCCAUUCUUGUUCCUGCUGUCAAGAAAUGACAACCAGUAAAAAGGAAGUGACUUUGACCUGCGCUGAUGGAUCAAACAUCCCUCACUCGUAUAUUUACAUCGAGUCCUGUGGCUGCAAAGCCUCUGACUGCCCCAGUCAAUCACUGAGGAGACGUCGAAGAAGAGUGUAAAAUCAUCUUCAACCCUUCACAGUACACGUGUUCUUCUCAUGACUGUCCCCCACGAGUUUCACUAGUGCAAUGUAAACAAAAUUUAAAAAAUAUUUCUAUCUGUUCGUGCUAUUGUUGUGAAUCUGAAAAUGUAAAAGCUUUAAAAAUGUUGACGUCUCUCCAUGCUGUCAUGACAAUGAAAAC